AUGCACACAAGUACACUUCCUAGUGGUCUUUGGGACUUGACUAUGGCUCGGUUGGCCACUAGAACCCAUACGUUUCGCCUGGGAAGGCUUGGCUCCGUCCACUCCGCACGGCAUUAUGCCCAGCCAGCCUUUGCUCAGUCAAGUUCACCGUCAGUCUCCCAACCACCACUGCCGAUACAUCCUGCGGAAGCAGGAAUCCAAGGGCGCUCGCUUAGAAGGCGAAGGACAAAUGCUGGAGCUCUAACGCCAAGGACUGGGCGACCUGUUGCCAGCGCAUUGGCGGAGCUAGAACAGAGGAUUAUCGCGUUGAAAGAAGUGGCAGACUCAGAGGUACGAGCCGCUGAAGAGCCAAUUUACUCGGAAGAUGCGCUUUUGGCCUUGUAUGAAGACUUACUCGCCAACUCUGAGCCUUCAGCGCCAUUACCAGAACUACAAGCUCCCAAGGAAUCGACGCGUGCCAUAGUCGCGAGACUGGAAGAACAGCUCAUGCUGCCUGUGACCACCACCAUUGCAUCUCGACAUUCAGCGCUCUUAGAAAGGCUAGCCGAGAGAGGGUCACCAGCAUUAGAAGCCUUUAAGAUAGACCCAGGAAUGGAGCUACAUCGACGCGUUCUACAACUGGCAGAUGCCAAGCUGCAACUGCUUGGUGUCCUACCCUCCUCUUCUACGACUGUGGCGAUUCCACUGUUCACGACGGACGAAUACAGUGCACUAACACGGCUCUGUAUUCAAGAAGGCGACGUUGAUGCGGCAGAGCAAACGUUGGAGUUGAUGAAACGAAGUGGCGUUCCCAUUCCGGAGGACUCUCUGUCUCUAAUCCUACGGCAAUACUCUGAUAUCGGUAAUGCGACUGGAGCCGAUUACUGCCUGGCCAAUUUUCUCACAGGCCCACCAACGGAAUCUCAAAGACAUCUCCACAUAUCAGCGCACCUGAGAGCAAAUCCGCGAGGCCGAAUUCCUGAAUCAGCUCUGACCAUCCUCCACUCUUACGAAACCCAAUCUCAUCCCGCCCCAAUGCAGACCUACAGUAGCAUCAUUUCGGCCCUUUAUGCCACCAACUUGUCUCUGGCCCGUGCUCAGGCGUGGGAUAUUUUUUCUCAUAUGCGCUAUGUCGCCCAUCCAGUGCCAGAUGCAGUGCUUUACACCCAGAUGAUUCGGGCAUGUGCUUCGCCGAUUGGCAACUCCCGUAGCUCUGAACCCGAACGUGCUCUCGAUCUUUGGACCGAAAUGACUGUCGAGCAAAAGUUGAAGCCGAGCGUGGGGUCAUAUAAUGCCAUCAUCUUGGCUUGUGCUCGUUCUGGAGUCAAGAUAUACGUUGAUGAAGCAUUCCGGAUAGCCAAACAAAUGUUGGACUCUAAUCGUGAUGCAUUCGGCCGCUCGCAGUAUCUACCUGAUCGGGGAACUAUCAUUGCCUUACUUGAAGGUGCGAAACGCAUUGGAGAUCUUUCCCGGACACGGUGGAUCCUUGCCGAUAUGGUUCGCGGCGACAACACAAAUCCCAGUGAAGCUGUCAACGAAGAAGUUAUGAUGCACGUCUUUCAAACAUAUGCUGCCUACAUCCCUCCUUUCACGCGUUAUCUCGCACAGUUAAAGGUUGUGCAAGGAAAAUCCACUGCGGAUGUGACUGGCGUACCUACAGCGACCAAGUCUGAUAGCGAAAAUGCAAAUGUCAAGUCUGACCCAACAGCUCGCUUCACUCACAUACCGCCCCAGACAGGUCAAGAGGUGUUGCAAGAAGUGGAUGCCCUUUUUGCUCGCCUUAUGAGCGACACAGGCAAGGAUGAAAGCGAGCCGGCUUCCUCUCGUGGUAAAUUCAGUCACGUUCAAUGGACACCACGCCUGGUCAGUUCGUAUCUCUCUGUGCAUUACCAACAUGCAAGUAUCGGAGAAGUCGACAGACUAUUUUGGAGCACAUUCAAAGCGGUGGGGGUCAAGCCUGAUGCGAGGUGUUAUGUGGAAGCGAUUGAAGCUUGCGCCGGAGGGAAAACCCCUCGUCAGCACCGACUGGAUGGACUCCGAUUUGCUGAAAGGCUUUGGGAGCAAUACCACGGUCUCGAGAUGGGUCGCAAAGCAAGUGGAACACCCAUUGAUGCACGACUCGUUGAACGAGCACAUGGUGGUUUCAUUCGUGCUCUCGCUUUGAAUCACCAGCUUCCGCUUGCCCUCAGCCAACUGAGGAUUUUCUUCAAUAGAUACCCGCCACGUGAUCUACGCAAGCCAAGUGCCUUGCAGGCAUUCCGCUCAACUCGAACUGUCCUGGUUGGCCCUAAGCCAUUGGUCCGUCUCACAACGCCGAGCGAAGUUCCUGACGAUGAUGUCCCUCCUUUUCUUCUGUUUGACGACGUUGAACUGCUGCACCAUCGCCUGGUCGCCAAGAUACCUCAACCACAAAAGGAGAUUGGAUGGCUCAAGUAUGUGUGCAAGUCCUAUGAGUGGGCCCUACGGCGGAGGAGAGAUUCUGCAUUGCAAGCAGAGCUGCCAAAACCAGAGAAGAAUUCGAAGGCUGUUACUCAAUUAGAUUGA
Molecule: messenger RNA, 2523 nt
Organism: Mycena indigotica
Lineage: Eukaryota; Fungi; Basidiomycota; Agaricomycetes; Agaricales; Mycenaceae
Exons: 6
Coding region: 1-2523 (840 amino acids)
Molecular function (GO): protein binding
Source: RefSeq, a predicted model, not a curated record